AAUGGCUGGGCCCGCAGCAGCAGCUCUUCCGCACCACCACUGCCGCCCAAGCCUAGCGCUAAGGCCUUGGCUGCAUGUGACAAUGCUCCCUGCUCCUCUGAAAGAGAGACACUAUCUAGCACUGCUACGGAGCUGGAGUUGGGCAGUUCUGUGGCCCGCAGGCCCUCUCUUAACCGCUCCAAGUCAGACCUGAGCGAUCGCUACGCUCGGGCCGGUGCAGACGUGGAGCGCUUCUUUAACUAUUGUGGGCUGGAUCCCGAGGAGCUGGAGAGCGUAGGUGUGGAAAGCUUCGCCCGAGCGAACUCUGACAUUGUGUCACUCAACUUCCGUAGUGCCAGCAUGAUCAGCUCAGACUGUGAGCAGUCGCGGCAUAGCAACGACGACCUGACCGAUGAAGAAGACGAUGCUGGGGAGCGCGUUCCCUAUGGUAUUUCCGCUGUUGAACGGAACGCCAGGGUCAUUAAGUGGCUCUACAGCAUCAAGCAGGCGCGGGAGUCUCAGAAAGUCUCCCAUGUCUAAAAGAGGGAGCAGACCUCCCCAACCUGGUCUGGACUUGGUACCUGCUUAUUUUUGCAAUCCAUGCACUGUCUUUGAAAUCUCGAAAGAUUACAUGGCAAAGCAUUUUGAGUUGACGGCACAUUUUAAUCGCUUUUUGCAUUCCGUGUUCGCUGUCUUCUGAAUCUGCAUGACUCCUUAGACGCUCAGCCUCUUUGCGGCCUCAAGGUAAUGCAGCUUAUGUAGGAGCCUCUUUAAAGAUGGCUGCGUCAUUGCCAUCUCUGUGCAGAGAACAACUCAUAUUUCCUUUUUUCUUUUGUUCUUUCUGCCUCUUUCUGUCAGAUGUUUUGAUGCCAGCACCUUUCAGGUGCUUCUUAUUUCACUUGGGCGCACUGAGCCAGGAAGCCAUAUCAGUAUGAAUGCAGAGCUGCAGUGUGUUUCGACUUCUUUUGAUCCUCUCUUUCUGUCAGUUUUUUUACUGGUUCUUAUGAUGGAUACAAUAUGUAUGUACAUGAACCUCUGUGAAUAGACGCAGCAGAAGCAUGUUUUAGUCUAUUCUCGAGCUCUCCCCCACCCGACUUCUCUCGGUCAGCCUUGCACUGGUCAUAUUGUUCCAGCAGUAUCAUGACACCAUUCAGCUUUAUGUGGUUUGUUUUCACUUUGUCUGUCAUCCAUAAUGUUCCUGUUUGGCGGUUGAUUAUUUUUGUGGUACUAUUUUUUCGAAAGGUGUAAAUGCUGUAAGAAUAUGUAUAUAAUUUUCAGAGUUGUCGGAAAAGCAUUGUGUGAUGACAAGUAUGCUAUGUUCCUCCAUAGCUCCUUGUCUGUUUGUUCCCUCUCUGGGCUUGCAUCUCAAGGCUGUGUGAGACUUUGUCCAUGACCAAAUCUGUAUGACACUGUUGUUGCAAUGACAUAUAUGUUCGGUAUAUUGAAGUUUGAGCUGUUACUUAAAAAUUUCAUCAAGACGUUUGUUCACUUUUAAUUCUUUUUCAUUUCAAUAAAUGGCUGAUUUUGCCAACUUUUGCCAUCAACUUCAAAUGUUUGAAUGUAUUUUCCUGUUAUUUAUA
Messenger RNA from Sinocyclocheilus grahami, 1559 nucleotides. RefSeq names its product protein FAM110B-like. The record is from RefSeq and is a predicted model, not a curated record. The transcript has a single exon. Lineage: Eukaryota; Metazoa; Chordata; Actinopteri; Cypriniformes; Cyprinidae. The annotation marks the transcript as partial.